Molecule: messenger RNA, 864 nt
Organism: Sodiomyces alkalinus F11
Lineage: Eukaryota; Fungi; Ascomycota; Sordariomycetes; Glomerellales; Plectosphaerellaceae
Exons: 2
Coding region: 1-864 (287 amino acids)
Source: RefSeq, a predicted model, not a curated record
AUGCCGGCCACCCAGCCGACCCAAACCGACCAGUCCGAUAAAGAAGGAUGGACCAAAGUGGCUUCGAAAUCUCGAUUUCGUCGCGCUCCGCGUGCAGUUCCCACUCAAAAAGACCUGGUCGCAGCCAAGGCCCUGUACGGCCGUUGUCGCGACCAGCAGCCCCGCGAGCCACGCCCCGUGUACGACAUCAAAAACGAAUUCGACUCUUUCAGCACCAGAUGGCGGGAAUCCGAGUCUCACCAGCCCCAGUCCCUGCAAUCAUUGAUCUUGGAACACCAUAAACACCACGCGCCUGUUCGGAAGGCCGUCUGCUUGGGCAUUGGGACCUUUGAUCCGGACGAUGGGAGUUGGGAGGUGAAACGCAGGGCACACGUUCAGCUGGCUGCCUUCAUGGCCAUGGUCGAGCUUUUGGCCGACAUCUCGGGCGAGACUAUCAGCUGCAUCUUCCAAGAGCCUCUCUUCUCAUCCACCGACAAAGACUUCCUGCUGUCUCUAGGCCACGAGGUCGUCGACUCUCCCGCGGCAUUUGACGCAGUCGACGAAGAGACCCUCCUUUUCGCUAUUCAUAUGUACCGUCCCAUUUACGAGGCGGCACUCGAGAGAGCCCUGCCUGUCAUGUUCGUCGGCACGGGCUGGGAAACCUGGGACCACGUGGGCAAUCUGAAGGAGGGCGAUUUCAAGUGUAUGCAGGAGAUGCACGCGUCGCAUCGACUGUUUCCGUUCCCCCGGGAUGGGACAAGCACGACUUUCUCCUCGACAUGUCUUUAUUGGCGACCUAUUUCCACGCGACAGGAGACGACAAACCCCCACGUGCAUCGCUUGGACGAGUCAGCUCCUGCUGCGGAUGCCAGUGCAGGCGGUUGA